This is a messenger RNA of Dermatophagoides pteronyssinus (European house dust mite), 542 nucleotides long. RefSeq lists its product as uncharacterized. NCBI's taxonomy places the organism in Eukaryota, Metazoa, Arthropoda, Arachnida, Sarcoptiformes, Pyroglyphidae. The record is from RefSeq and is a predicted model, not a curated record.
UCGGUUUUAAACAUUUCAUUUUUUUUUCAUUUCUCGUUUUUGAUUUCUCGAAAAAACACUUCAAUUUUUUUUUUGCUUUCUCUCAGCCGAUUUCAAUCGUUGAUCUUUUGAUUAAACCAAAAAUAAUCAAAUCAAAUAGUGAAUUAAGAUGAUGAAUGGUAAUAAUCCAAUUGUAAAUGAUGUUGAAGAUAUUAAAACGGUUACAUAUUUUCAAAAUCAACCAAUUCAACAACAAUGGUUUAUGAUUGUAAGUCAUGGUAAAAUACCGAUGUUCAAUGCACCUGAACAACGUUAUCGACGACAAGCUGAAUUAAAAUCGAUUGCAAAAUCCAUACAAAUGGAUCCUGAUCGUCGUAAAUUAAUGAUGAAAAUAACCAAUAAUGAUAAUGAUGAACAACAUUCAUUGGAAUUGAAAUUUUAUUCACCAAAUGAUUAUCGUUUUGAAUAUUCUAUUGAUUGUCGUCGUAUUGAUCUGUUUCGUCGUUCGAAAAAAGAUCGUACAUAUUUUUAUUUUACAUUAGAAUGUAAUAUUGGAACAAACA